AUGGCGUCAGAGUUGGACCGGCUUGCGUGCUUCUGGGCCGGAUCUGGAACAAAACGGCCAACAAUAUAUAGACUUUUGAAUAGGACACAACGUGUGCAAUAUGAUGGGGCAAGUUGUUCAUUGACGCGUCUAUCGUAUCCCGUGGUGUCCACUGUUGACACUCGUUGGUCUAGCCUGGCUCGACAUUUGCUCCAGGCUGUGAAGAUGUCGACACCGCCGAACAACACCAACGAGAAGUUGGGUGUGGGCAGUGCUGAAGAGAUUCAUGAUGGUCCGAUCACAGUACCACUGUCCACAGAUGGCCCUGCGCCUUUGCAGAGUCGACAUCCCUUUUUCCGACGAACACUCUUUCAGAUUCUGGUCGUCGGCACCUGCGCCUUCUGCGCGCCGGGAAUAUGGAGUGCUAUGAACGGCCUGGGGGUCGGAGGUUCUCAGAGCCCGAAUCUCGUCAAUGCCGCCAACGCGCUCCUUUACGCUUUCAUGACUGUCACUUGUUUUGCUGGACCGUGGCUUACCAAUGCGAUCGGGUUCAGGUGGACCUUGGCCAUUGGUUCGCUAGGCUAUCCUCUUUACGCCGCAGGGCUGUACCUCAAUAAUCGCACUGGGGCCACGUGGCUGGUAUACUUCGGCGCUGUUACCUGCGGGAUUAGCGCCGGGUUCUUCUGGAGUGUUGAAGGUGCCAUUGCCACAGGAUACCCAGAGCAAAACAAGCGAGGACGAUACAUUGCAACUUGGUUCUCCUUUCGCAACUUCGGAAACAUUAUCGGAGGGGCCAUAUCGCUGGCGCUCAACCAUAAAACCAACCAUCGCGGAAAGGUUGGGUAUGAGACUUAUCAAGCAUUUAUCGCCAUCCAAUGCUUAGGCUUCUUCUCCGGCCUGUUGUUAUCGAAUCCUGACAAGGUGUGGCGGGACGAUGGCACCCGCCUCGAAGCCUCGAGGGGCAUUGCCUGGCGCACUGAACUCGUACAAAUGUGGCGGUUGAUUCGAAGCAAGGAGAUCUUGCUCUUGACACCAUUGUUCUGGUACUUCGGCUGGAUGCAGGCAUACCCUGGUACUUACCUGGCAAGAUACUUUACCGUUCGUUCGCGUGCGCUCGGAAGCUUCAUGUCGGCAGUCGUCGGCACUCUAGCCACCUGGCUGAGCGGUGUCCUCGUGGAUCUGCCAUGGUCGAAGAGCCGAAAGACUCGGGCCAUUGCCACGUGGGUCCUCAUUGCGGCAAUGAACAGUGGUACCUGGAUCUGGGCGGUAUAUAUUCAGAAUGAGUACCGCCACACAAACCCGGUCCUGGACUGGGCAGAUCAAGCCAGCUUCGGCCGGGGGUUUGGGCUGUACAUGUUUGAGCGGCUGAGUUUCGCAACGGUGGAGAAUUACAUCUACUGGUGCAUUGGCAAUCUCUCCGACUCACCGGGUGACCAGAUUCGCUAUAGCUCCCUGCUUCGAGGCAUCGAGACCGCGGGUGUUGCAGUAGGAUUUGGCGUCCAGGCCAUUCCAACGGCUCUGAUAGCUACGGCCAGCAUCAACACCGCACUUUGGUAUAUAGCACUCCCUUUCAGCUACUGGGCAACGAUUCAGGUCGUGCGCAAGUUUGAUAGGCUGGAGAAGGAGCGGGAGGAGGCGGCUGAAUCUGUUCAAGAAGUGGUGGUCAAAUGA
Molecule: messenger RNA, 1650 nt
Organism: Exophiala dermatitidis NIH/UT8656
Lineage: Eukaryota; Fungi; Ascomycota; Eurotiomycetes; Chaetothyriales; Herpotrichiellaceae
Exons: 1
Coding region: 1-1650 (549 amino acids)
Source: RefSeq, a predicted model, not a curated record